Molecule: messenger RNA, 3480 nt
Organism: Phalacrocorax carbo (great cormorant)
Lineage: Eukaryota; Metazoa; Chordata; Aves; Suliformes; Phalacrocoracidae
Source: RefSeq, a predicted model, not a curated record
UUGCCUUACGCGCUGGCGUGCGCGGCCCCGCUCUCUCCCCGCGUAGCGCGGUGCGGCGGUCGCAAGAGCGGCGGGGCCGGAGGCGGCUGAGGCGGCCAUUCCUAGAGCGAGAGCGCAGCGCACUGAGUUUCCACCCCCCCACCCCCGUUAUUCCCCCGGGUGACUCACGCGCAGGAGAUGCCCUCGGCUACCAACAGCACUAUGGCGAGCAGCAGCGGGAAGGCGGGCCCGGGCGGCGAGGCUGCCCCGGCAGCGGCGGCCGCCCCGCAAGCAUCGGGCGGCAGCAUCACCUCGGUGCAAACCGAGGCCAUGAAGCAGAUCCUGGGAGUGAUCGACAAAAAACUGCGCAACCUGGAGAAGAAAAAGAGCAAACUUGAUGAUUACCAGGAACGAAUGAAUAAGGGAGAACGCCUGAAUCAAGACCAACUGGAUGCAGUGUCAAAAUACCAGGAAGUGACAAAUAAUCUGGAAUUUGCUAAAGAACUGCAGAGGAGUUUUAUGGCUCUGAGCCAAGACAUCCAGAAAACAAUAAAAAAGACAGCUCGCAGGGAGCAACUGAUGCGAGAAGAAGCUGAGCAGAAGCGUUUAAAGACUGUACUAGAGCUACAGUUUAUUUUGGACAAGUUGGGUGAUGAUGAAGUGCGCAAUGACUUGAAACAAGGAUCAAAUGGAGUACCGGUACUGACAGAGGAGGAACUGACAAUGCUGGAUGAGUUUUACAAGCUAGUUUACCCCGAACGAGACAUGAAUGUGAGGUUGAAUGAGCAGUAUGAGCAAGCAUCUGUUCACCUGUGGGACCUACUGGAAGGGAAGGAAAAAACAGUUUGUGGAACAACCUACAAAGCGCUAAAGGAGAUCGUUGAACGUAUUCUUCAAACUAGUUACUUUGAUAGCACCCAUAACCAUCAGAAUGGAUUAUGUGAGGAAGAAGAGGCAACACCUGCACCUGCAGUAGAAGACACUGUAGCAGAAGCUGAACCUGAUCCAGCGGAAGAAUUUACUGAACCAACCGAAGUUGAAUCAACUGAGUAUGUAAACAGACAAUUCAUGGCAGAGGCUCAGUUCAGCAGUAGUGAGAAGGAACAGGUAGAUGAGUGGACAGUUGAAACGGUUGAGGUUGUAAAUUCACUGCAGCAACAGACACAAGCUACAUCUCCUCCAGUUCCUGAACCUCACACGCUCACUACUGUGGCUCAAGCAGAUCCUCUUGUUAGAAGACAGCGAGUACAGGACCUCAUGGCACAGAUGCAGGGUCCAUAUAACUUCAUGCAGGACUCUAUGCUGGAGUUUGAGAACCAAACACUUGAUCCUGCCAUUGUAUCUGCACAGCCCAUGAAUCCAGCACAGAACUUGGACAUGCCACAAAUGGUUUGCCCUCCAGUUCAUGCCGAGUCAAGACUUGCCCAGCCUAAUCAAGUUCCUGUACAACCAGAAGCUACACAGGUUCCCUUGGUUUCUUCUACAAGUGAGGGUUAUACAGCCUCCCAACCCAUGUAUCAGCCUUCUCACACAACAGAGCAACGGCCACAGAAAGAAUCAAUUGACCAGAUUCAGGCUUCAAUGUCACUGAAUGCAGACCAGACGCCAUCAUCAUCAUCGCUUCCCACUGCAUCCCAGCCGCAGGUGUUCCAGGCUGGAUCUAGCAAACCUUUGCAUAGCAGCGGAAUCAAUGUUAAUGCAGCUCCAUUCCAAUCCAUGCAAACAGUAUUCAACAUGAAUGCACCUGUUCCUCCUGUUAAUGAGCCAGAAACCCUUAAGCAACAAAAUCAGUACCAGGCCAGUUACAACCAGAGCUUCUCCAAUCAGCCUCACCAAGUAGAACAAUCAGAUCUUCAGCAAGAACAACUCCAGACAGUGGUUGGUACUUACCAUGGUUCCCCGGACCAGACUCACCAAGUGGCGGGUAACCACCAGCAACCUCCCCAGCAGAAUACUGGAUUUCCACGUAACAGUCAGCCUUAUUACAACAGUCGAGGAGUGUCUCGUGGUGGAUCGCGUGGGGCUCGUGGCUUAAUGAACGGUUACAGGGGACCGGCAAAUGGAUUUAGAGGAGGAUAUGAUGGCUACCGUCCGUCCUUUUCCAACACUCCAAACAGUGGUUACACGCAGCCCCAAUUUAAUGCUCCUCGGGAUUAUUCAAACUACCAGCGGGAUGGAUAUCAACAGAAUUUCAAACGUGGCUCUGGACAAAGUGGACCUCGGGGAGCUCCUAGAGGUCGUGGAGGGCCCCCAAGACCAAACAGAGGGAUGCCUCAAAUGAAUGCUCAGCAAGUGAAUUAAACAAAUUCACAGGAUUACGUUAAACGCCAAAAACACACUGGCCAGUGUACUAUACAUGUUACCAGAAGAGUUAUUAUAUAUUUGUUCUCCCUUACAGGAAGUUUGUUGUAAAGGGACUAUUUUCAUUACCCAUAAUGACAGGACUACAGUUGCCAGCUUUAUAUUACCUGGAUAUGGAAAGGAACGAAACGACGUUUACUCUGCAUGUUCUGUCCUAAGCAUCAUCUUGAGCCUUGCACAUGAGAUUCAGAUUCCUCACCCUUGCUAAGAGUAAAGCAAAAAAGGCAAUUUUCAGGGUGAUCCAAUCUCCAUGGUUAACUGAAGAGGCAGGAAAAAGCAAAGACUCACUUCUGACAUUUAAGUGAUGUAACAAAUUUGGAUAAAAUCUGCAAAUUCGUAAAGAUUUACUGUGGUGGCAGUUGACAACUUAAUGUUCCCAUGAAAGGAUGGAAAAGGUGAAGUGUGGCUUGGUAGAGCAACUACAUUUCAGCUUUUUCUUAUUAAAUUGAAGCACUGAACAGUUAAAGAUGCGUAGUGAUGCAUAUUUCCCUAAAUAGACAAAUAGGCUUAUAGCCAGUUUUUGACAAAGAAGAAGCACCCUUAGCUACAGCACUCCUCGUCACCAGGGCCCUCUUUACUGUGGCUAAGGAUUUAAGAUCGCUUGCAUAACUGCUAAUGUAAUGGUGUAAUUUUUUUAAAAAAAAAAAAAAAAGAAAAGAAAAAAGCUUUGAUUUGGCACUUCAGCAAAAUUUUGCAACAGAUGUGAGAUAUAAUCUGGAUGGCCACUGUAUAUUUGAUGUGAAGUAUUUAGAUAUCUCUUCGAAACACUUUUUAAGUUUCUUUGAUAGCAAUGACUUUUGUAAGGAUUGGUACUCUCUAUCAUUCCUUAUGACUUGCACAUUGUCUGUCACUAAUACUUGACCUUGCUGUAUUAUCACCUAAAUAACUGAUGCCGGUACUGAUGGAAAUCUCUAAUGGAUAAUCAUAACACUUUUGGUCACAUGUCCGUUUGUCUUUCCUGCAGCCUUGAAGGUUUUAAGAAAUCUCAAAUGCCCGCUGCUGCUGCCCUUUUAAUUGCUCUCUUUUGAAAAGCACCAGUAUGUGUUUGAAUUGAUUUCCCCUUUUAAGGGAAAUGACAGCCAGCAGUUACAGUUCUAAUGGUAUAAGUAAGACAAAUAAAACAUGUUUAUAAAAAUUGUA